Molecule: messenger RNA, 2957 nt
Organism: Vigna angularis (adzuki bean)
Lineage: Eukaryota; Viridiplantae; Streptophyta; Magnoliopsida; Fabales; Fabaceae
Product: two pore calcium channel protein 1B
Exons: 24
Coding region: 284-2497 (737 amino acids)
Biological process (GO): calcium ion transport; transmembrane transport
Cellular component (GO): plant-type vacuole; vacuolar membrane
Molecular function (GO): calcium ion binding; voltage-gated calcium channel activity
Source: RefSeq, a predicted model, not a curated record
UGUUGAUGUUGGCACGCGAGAAUACCUUGGAUCUGAAUCAUGGAUGUAGUAACACUCCAAUGAUAAGAUCACAUAUUCAAAUACAAAAACUAGAAGUCUACUCUUCAAUUUGGUCGUUAUUUCGUUGGGACCAUUCUUUCCGUGUGACAAGAGUGUGAUCCAUAAAGCAUUCUUCAACUGUGUAUAUAAUAAAAGAUGAAACGGUUGUAAUACUGUUUUCAGCGCGCAUCACUCAUCUUUUCCCUGUUUCUCUCUCUCUUCGUUGUUCUCUUCUCUCCAGAAGAUGGACCAGUCUCUGCUGAGAGGCGAAAGCAGUGGCCUCAGCUCCCGCCGGCGAGGACCGUUCCGGCGUUCCGACGCUAUAACCUACGGUUCCAACUACGAGAAAGCCGCUGCGCUCAUUGAUCUGGCUGAAGAUGGUGUUGGUCUCCCUGAACAAAUUCUUGAUUCAUCAAACUUCCAAAAUUAUGCAAGAUUUUAUUUUGUAUUCAUUAAAUGCAAUCUCAUAUGGUCUCUUAGUUAUUUUGCUUUGAUAGUCCUGAAUUUCCUGGAGAAACCUCUGUGGUGUAAAAAACUCGCCACACAUUCCUGCAACGAUAGAGAGUAUUUCUAUUUGGGUCAAUUGCCGUAUCUAACUGAUGCAGAAUGUCUUAUUUAUGAGGCAAUAACUCUUCUUGUGCUAAUCAUACAUACUUUCUUCCCAUUGUCAUAUGAAGGAUCUCGUAUAUAUUGGAAAAGUACUUUUAAUCAAUUGAAGGUUUUCUGUCUAUUAGUUCUUGUUGUUGAUACGCUGCUCUAUGCCUUUUACUUGUCUCCACUGGCUUUUGAUUUUCUACCUUUCAGAAUUGCACCUUAUAUCAGAGUGGUUCUUUUUGUUCUGAACAUUAGGGAGCUACGAGAAACCAUCACUAUCUUGUUUGGGAUGCUUGACACAUACUUAAAUGUUUUGGCGCUGGGACUUCUGUUUCUUCUUUUUGCUAGUUGGGUGGCAUAUGUGUUUUUUGAGGAUACAAUACAGGGGAAAACAGUAUUCACUUCAUAUGGUGCUACGUUGUAUCAAAUGUUUCUUUUAUUUACCACAUCCAAUAAUCCAGAUGUUUGGGUUCCUGCAUACAAGUCUUCUCGUUGGUACUGCCUCUUUUUUGUACUGUUUGUGCUGGUGGGGGUUUACUUUGUUACAAACCUUAUCCUUGCCGUUGUCUAUGAUAGUUUCAAGAGUGAGCUUGUGAAACAAGUCUUUGAAAAGGAUCUUCUGAGAAGAACUAUGCUGGAUAAAGCUUUUAAUCUCUUAGAUACACUUAAUAUUGGAGCUCUCAACAAAAAUCAAUGCAUAAGGCUCUUUGAGGAGCUGAACAAGUACAGGACUUUGCCAAAAAUCUCCAGUGAAGAAUUUGAGCUGAUAUUUGAUGAGCUGGAUGAUAGUCAUGAUAUAAAGAUCAACAAGGAUGAAUUUGCUGAUAUUUGCAAUGCAAUUGCUUUAAAAUUUCAGAAGGAAGAUGUUAUGUCUUACUUUGAGUAUUUAGCAUUCUACGAUUGGCCCAGCUCAAAGACAUUGAAAGAAUUUGUAAAGAGUGCUAUGUUUGGAUACAUAGUGUCCUUCAUUCUUAUAGUAAAUCUGGUUGCAGUUAUUAUUGAGACAACGCUUGAUAUAGAAAACAAUUCUGGUCAAAAGGUGUGGCAAGUGGUUGAGUUCAUUUUUGGGUGGAUAUAUGUAGUAGAAAUGCUUUUAAAGGUUUAUGCAUACGGAUUUGAGAACUACUGGCGGGAUGGUCAAAAUCGCUUUGAUUUUGUUAUCACGGUGAUAAUUGUCAUUGGAGAAACUGUAACUUUUGCUGUACCUGAUGAUGCUCUUCCUUUUAUCGCAAAUGGAGAAUGGAUUCGUUACCUUCUUCUAGCAAGAAUGUUGAGAUUAAUAAGACUCCUAAUGCAUGUCAAGAGAUACCGAGCCUUUGUAGCAACUUUCUUGACUCUCAUACCAAGUUUGAUGCCAUACCUAGGGAUCAUAUUUUGUGUCUUAUGCAUUUAUUGUUCGCUUGGUGUUCAGAUUUUUGGUGGAAUUGUUAAUGCUGGAAACCCGGAAUUGGAAUCAACAGCUCUUGCUGAAAAUGACUAUUUGGUUUUCAAUUUCAAUGAUUACCCUAAUGGAAUAGUGACACUUUUCAAUUUUCUUGUCACGGCAACCUGGGAUGAAGUGAUGACGAGUUACACGGAACUAACUGGGACUGCGUGGACUUAUUUGUACUUCAUUAGCUUCUACUUAAUUACUGUUUUGCUGCUUUUGAACUUGGUUAUUGCUUUUGUCUUGGAGGCAUUCUUUGCUGAAAUGGAUCUUGAGUCUUCGGAAAGUUCUGAAGGAACGGACAAGGAUGUUGAAGGAGAUAAAUAUCGAAAACGGUCUAUUGGCACUAAAACACGAAGCCAGAGGGUUGAUACUCUUCUUCAUCAUAUGUUGAGUGCCGAGUUGUGCCAAAAUCAGCCUUCCAAUACAGCAACUUGAUAAAAUCUUUCACUGAAUAUACAAAGAAGCGCACCUCAUUCUGAUCUUUGAUGUGUUUUAUAUCAUUGCUGUACUCUACGAUAGAACCAGAAAGCACGGAAGAAGAUAGAAAGAAUUGCAAACGUGCAGUAAUUUGUAGGUAAGGUAGAACUUGAUUUUCCCUGAUUGGUGGAAAAGGUACUUGAACAAUUUGUUAAUGAGCAUGUGCUGAAGUGUGUGAAUAGGACUAAAUCAUAAUGUAGCCAGAUGCUAUGUUCCAACGGGCUAGAUAUCUGUCUUAUAUGGCAACCUUUUCUUUUUUAAUUUAAUCUACCUGCCUUUGAUUUUUGUAUUUGUAAUAUUUAUACAGGUUUAGUAGGAUUGCAAAUUUGUAUUUAACCGUUCAAGAAAAUAGUACAGCGUGUGCUUGGAUUAGAUUUGACCUUUUUAGAGUGAGAAAGUAAGUGCUUGUUUAUUUCAA